GCCGGGGCCGGGGCUGGGGCCGGGCCGGGCCGGGCCGAGCCGAGCCGGGCCCCCCGCCUGGCCCUGCGCUGCCGGGGCGCUGCGAGCAGCGGGCGCUGCCCCGCCGCGGGACCGCUCCGGCACGGGCGCUGCGUCCCGGCGCUGCGGAUCGAGCCCAAGGAGCAUUGUCAAACAGCUGCCGCCUGGCUCUGCCUGCCCCACAGCCAGUGCAUGGACCAGCAACAUCCUCCAGCUCAUGCAUGACAGCAGUACACUGGCAGAAGAGGCACCUCAGACAGCAACGCUCAGACUGUCUUCAUGAGGGACAACUCUGGAGCCCAGAGAGGAACACGGUGCACAGGAUGCUGAAUCUGGCCUAGUCCUGAAACCCAGCAAGCUGUGAGAGGUGCAGAGGAUUCUGCGGGGAGCAGGGUCAGCACUUGUGCAAGGGCUCUGCUGCACCAUCCCUGAGCAAUGCUCUAGAAAACGCUGGGAUCAUGAAGGGCUUAGGAGAUAAUAGAAGCCGCCACCUCUCCGAUAACCUGGACUCCCCCCAAGACUCUCUUUAUGCCCCUCAGGACAGGAACCCUUAUCUCCUCAGCCCCACUGACUCCUUCACCAUGGACCCCCGGUUCCCAGCCCAGAAUACCCUCCAUGGAGACUGUCUCCUUCCGCUCAACAACCAGAUCUCCAACAGCAGCACUUUCCCCCGCAUCCAUUACAACUCCCACUUUGAGGUCCCAGACGAGAACCCUUUUCCGAGCCAUGCCCAAGCCACUAAAAUCAACCGCCUGCCUGCAAACCUCCUCGACCAGUUUGAGAAGCAGUUGCCCAUCCACAGAGAUGGCUUCAGCACCCUCCAGUUUCAGAGGAGCGAUGCAAAACACCGGAGUGAAAGCCCCGGGCGGAUCCGGCACCUUGUCCACUCUGUCCAGAAACUGUUUGCCAAGUCCCAGUCUCUGGAGGGCCCCACCAAAGGCAAUGUGAAUGGCAAGAAAGGGGCUGAUGACCCCAAGCAAAACCGGAGGAGCAAGAGCAAAGACCGAGCGAAGACAUCUGAGCCCAAGCGCAGGACCAGAUCCAACAUAUCAGGCUGGUGGAGCUCAGAUGACAACUUAGACAGUGACACCUGCAGCUAUCGCAACCCCAUGGGCCUCAUGACACUGGGCCGGCAGCCGGACCACAGCCAGCCUAAGUAUUUCAUGCAUGCUUACAACACCAUCAGCGAGCACAUGCUGAAAUCCUCCAAGAGCAAUAAUGACCUCAAGGUCACCCCUUGCACCAAUAUCCCCAUCAACAACGACUCCAACUACAUUAAGAGGGGCUCCUGGUCCACGCUGACACUCAGCCAUGCCCGGGAAGUGUGCCAGAAGGCCUCAGCCACGAUUGACAAAGCCUUGCUGAAAUCCAAGUCCUGCCAUCAAGACUUGGCCUACCACUACCUGCAGCCUGACGGAGGGCUGUGGGCACAGCUGGGUGGCGUGAGCCCAGCCAGCAGCUGGGCAGCCCCACCGCUCGGCUGGGAGGACACGGGUGCUGCCCCGCUGCCACCGAGCGAGCCCCCGCGGAGGUGGGACCAGCCCCUCAGCCCCGGGCCAACCGACGCAGGCAGCGGCCAGGUCCCUCAGGGGGAGUGGAACAACACGCUGUCUCGGGACAAAGACAGUGAGAUCCCGUGCCGGCGCAUGCGAAGCGGGAGUUACAUCAAAGCCAUGGGGGAUGAUGAUAGUGAAGACUCAGAAACCAGCCCCAAACCAUCCCCGAAAACUGCAGCUCGGAGGCAGAGUUACCUCAAGGCCACCCAACAGUCCCUGAGUGAGCAGAGCACUACCCAAAGGAGCCUGGACCGCCUGGACUCUGUCGAGAUCCUCCUACCUCCAAAGUUCCCAACCUGGGAGGAAGAAUACAACCAGAUCUCCGACAGCGUCAAUGAGUCCAGUUGCAUCAACCAGAUCUUUGGACCCCCCUCACUUAUCCCUCAGAUAUUUACCCAUGGAGAGCAGGCGAGAGAGCCGGAGCUGGGGGAGCAGUAUGAGGCGGUCUGUGACUCUACCUACAGCGAGGCCGAGUCGGCUGCCGCCGAGGUGCUGGACUUGCCUCUGCCCAGCUACUUCCGCUCCCGGAGCCACAGCUACCUCCGAGCCAUCCAGGCGGGCUGCUCCCAGGACGAGGACACCGGCUCCAUCCGCUCCAUCUCCCCCCCACCAGCGGGCAGCCUCAGCGGCAGCAGGACCCUGCCCACCAACAGUUCAUCAUGCCUAGUGGCAUAUAAAAAGACUCCACCUCCUGUCCCACCUCGGACCACAUCAAAGCCGUUCAUCUCUGUCACUGUGCAGAGCAGCACUGAAUCAGCGCAGGACACCUACCUGGACAGCCAGGACCACAAGAGCGAGGUGACCAGCCAGUCAGGGCUGAGCAAUUCUUCAGACAGCUUGGACAGCACCAGGACACCCAGCGUGACACGGGGCAGUGUUGUGACUCCAGCAAGAGACACUCCAGAAUUACCACAGAAAAAUGCAACCUUGAAAAGUGACAAAGGGACUCUGACUAACGAAGAGCCUAAAGUGGAAAACGUCCCCAAGAGAAAGCUGUCGUCUAUAGGAAUACAAGUUGACUGCCUUCAGCCAGUGGCAAAAGAGGAGCCUCCUCCACCAGCCACCAAAUUCCAGUCCAUCGGGGUACAGGUAGAGGACGAGUGGCGAAACAGUCACUCUCGCAGUAUGUCCUCCAAACAGGACACAGACUCUGACACGCAGGAACCUAAUAACUCUAGCUGUAAAUCAUCUGAGAGAAGUGUUGCUGAGUGCCCCCAACACAACAACUCCGUUAGUGUUGAUACUAGUACCAGGCAACCAGCCAAGCCCUCACAGAUGAAGAGAAACCUCUCCUAUGGAGAUAACAGUGACCCAGCCCUGGAACCUUCCUCUCUCCCUCCUCCUGACCCUUGGCUUGAGACAUCCUCCACCUCGCCAUCAGAACCCAUACAGCCAGGAGCCUGCCGGCGGGAUGGGUACUGGUUUCUGAAGCUGCUUCAGGCAGAAACAGAACGUUUAGAAGGCUGGUGCCGCCAGAUGGACCAGGAGACCAAAGAGAACAAUCUCUCUGAAGAAGUCUUAGGAAAAGUCCUGAGUGCAGUGGGCAGUGCACAGCUACUAAUGUCACAGAAGUUCCAGCAAUUCCACGGCCUCUGUGAACAAAACUUGAAUCCUAACGCCAAUCCCAGACCCACAGCCCAGGACCUAGCUGGGUUUUGGGAUCUCCUGCAGUUGUCCAUUGAAGACAUCAGCAUGAAAUUUGAUGAGCUGUACCACCUGAAAGCUAACAGCUGGCAAUUGGCAGAGACACCAGAGAGAAAGGAAGAGAAGAAACCACCCCCUCCAGUGCCAAAGAAGCCAGCCAAGUCCAAAUCCCAACUGAACCGGGACAGAGCCUCUGAUUCAGACAAGCAGCGCCAGGAAGCUCGCAAGCGUCUCAUGGCAGCCAAGCGGGCUGCUUCUGUCCGGCAGAACUCGGCCACGGAGAGCGCAGACAGCAUCGAGAUCUACGUCCCUGAGGCACAGACCCGCCUUUGAGCAAAGGGGCAGAGGAAGGAACCGCGUGGUUUUUAUAAGUCAUUAAAAAGGAAAAAAAAAGGUUCUCUCUAAACUAGUGUGAUUUAUUCAGUCUAGAGACAAUGAGCCAUCCUUGAAAAGGGCUCCUGAGUUGGCUUUUUUUUCUCUCAGCUUUAAGUAAUGAAGAUUUUAAAAAAAGAAAAAAAAAAAAGGAAAAAAAAAAAGAAAAACAUACCCCUCGUUUUCUCACUGGCUGUGGUGUUGCUGAAUGGAUUGAACAUACUCCUGGAAAUUCCAGCCCCUCAACUUGGAACUUCAAUAUUUUUACUUGUUCUAUCUAAUGAGAAUUAUUAGCUUGUUUACAAGAAGAGGACAACAAAAAACAUGAAGCCUUGAGCACUUGCCAUCCUAUGUUCUUCCUCCUCCUUAGUUCUGUUCUUUCAUCCUUUAUUUUUCCCCCUUCUGCUCCUUUUCUCCUACCCUCUGCAUGGCUUUGUUUACUGUGUUAGAAAUAACCUCUCUUCCACAGAGCUCCUGAAGAGAACACCUAUUCAGUGUGUACUACUGUUGCACUCUGCUAGCAAGCAGCCUUUCUUGGGUUUUGUUUUCCUUUUGAUGGGGAUAUUGGGGUGGGGGGAGAAGGGGUGGGAAGGGACAGGGCCAUGGGUUUGUAUUCCUGUGUUAAUGAAGUGAGAGGAUGACAGGACCUGUGGAAUGUAAUGCAGAGUUGCUGAAAUGCAGUACAGAAGCAAAUGUGCAAUAAGCUGGCAAAGAGGGGCAGGGAUGGUGGUUGGCUGGCUGAUCCCGAGAGCAGUACCCUACCCCAGGCGCAGGAGGGGAACAGAAGGACCACAGAGCAACUACGGACAUGAUCCCCACAUGCUUCACUUUGAUUUUUAUUUUUUUUCCUCUUCCCUGCCCUUCACAAAAUUAUUUUCCCUGAAUUGCUUGUUGAGAAAGAAGCUGCUACACUAUGGGACCUGUUUCAAAGUGGGCUGGGGCAGGGGAGGGCUGGGUUGAGUAUGCUGGUAUUUCAGGGUGGGAGGACUGGGUUUUGUACAAAGAGGAAGGCAGGGGUAGCUGAGAGUAGGCUGCCCGCCUGUACGUAUGUGUACAUAUGCACAUAUACAGUUAGUAGUACCUGUACAUUUAAUUCAUACACACGUAUACAUGCCCACACACACAGUGCAGACGGUGUAGUAAAGGCACCUUGGUGAGAAUGGGCAUAUGUAUAGCAUAUAUUUUUACAUGUACUAUAUCUAGAUGUGUGUAAAAGUGUGUGUAAAAAUAUAUACCCUGUGUGUAAUCAGAUGACUAUUUUUUCCUUAUCUUCCUGCUCUUUGGGUAGAGGAAGGAUUGCUAAAUAUUUUUUAGCCCAUUUUUCCCCUUUGUAGGCCUCCUUUUCAGUCUGACUUCUUGAAGCCAGGACUGCCACCACCCAGUUCUCUGCCACCCCCUCAAAAUAAGCAUCUGGUCCCAUCCUGAGCGAUCUUGCUGGGGAUUUUUUGUUGUUGUUGUUCACUUGUUCGACUGAGCUGGGAGAUAGCGUGCUACGUUCACGGGGGUGGGGGUGGAAUCCCAAAGAAGUUUCAGCGAGGGUGUUGGUGAUCCAGAAGGCAAAAAAAAUAAAUAAAAGUGAAAUCUUGAACGAUG
Molecule: messenger RNA, 5183 nt
Organism: Anas platyrhynchos (mallard)
Lineage: Eukaryota; Metazoa; Chordata; Aves; Anseriformes; Anatidae
Gene: DLGAP4
Product: DLG associated protein 4
Biological process (GO): signaling
Cellular component (GO): postsynaptic specialization; glutamatergic synapse
Molecular function (GO): molecular adaptor activity
Source: RefSeq, a predicted model, not a curated record